AGUAGUAUCGACGGAAGUUGAAAACGUGUAGAAUACUUCCGGUAUAAAUGUAAAUUAAAUUUUGUUAUUUUUUCUGGGAAUAUUUUUCACUACUAGACUGCAGUAUCAAUUCUGAUUCGGAAAUUGAGUUACAGAUUACCAUUUUUCUAUAUGAUGCUUUUCAAUAAUCAUAAAUGGCCGUUGAUUAUUGCGAUUGAAAUUUGUAUCAAUUAACCAUUUUUGUUGUGGACUCUAGGCAAAAAAAAAAUUGAGAUAACUGAGACUUUUAUAGUCCUGCUAUAAAUAACAUUUGUUAUAAUAUAUAUUGUUGGGUUGGUUACAGUGGAUGGCCUUCAUGUCGAAAAAGAAGCGUUGGAAAUUUGACAUUGACUUAACAAUAGAAGGAGCAACAUCAGUCAGUUUAACAAAUGGCACACUUUUCGUAAAGGUUCGAAUUGUUGAUGGUAAAAGCGUUGAGAAUAAUAUUUCAGAGAAAGUUCAAGUAAAAAAUCACGAAAUUGCUUGGAAUCACAAUGUUACUUUCACCGCGAAAAUGACAGCGAAUAAUUCGACAGACGUCCUAAAAACAUAUCUGGUAAGAAUAUCUGUUCGAUUGGAUGAACAGGGAGGGAAGUCAUAUAAAAAAUUAGGAUACGUGGAAUUAGAUCUUGCUGAAUAUGCCAAAAAUGGCGAACCUAUACGAAAACGUUGUUUACUCAAAUCGUACGAUGUUAAGAAACGCCCUGAUAACACUCUUCUCUGCAUUAAAUUAGGCAUGAAACUCGCUGAAGGGACUCCAAAUUUUAUAUGUAAGGAGCCUGAACAGACCAACGAUGUAACGGAUUCCAAAUCGAAGACAGAAGAUGGCGCAAGUGUCGCUUCACUAUCUUCGGGUUUCGGUAGCUUAACCCGAGGUAAUCAUGUUCACAUGAGUCAAGAACCAGAAGGGGGAGUUGGUAAAGGUCAUUCCAGGCACGGCAGUCAGGUAGAUAUGAAGGUAUAG
Dimorphilus gyrociliatus is the source of this 982-nucleotide messenger RNA. Lineage: Eukaryota; Metazoa; Annelida; Polychaeta; Dinophilidae. The record is from the annotation of a GenBank genome assembly.